Messenger RNA from Pleuronectes platessa (European plaice), 2461 nucleotides. Its product is annotated as solute carrier family 13 member 2. Gene Ontology annotation, molecular function: transmembrane transporter activity. The record is from RefSeq and is a predicted model, not a curated record. NCBI's taxonomy places the organism in Eukaryota, Metazoa, Chordata, Actinopteri, Pleuronectiformes, Pleuronectidae. Gene Ontology annotation, cellular component: membrane. Bases 16 to 1668 code for a protein of 550 amino acids. The transcript is spliced from 11 exons. Gene Ontology annotation, biological process: monoatomic anion transmembrane transport.
UACGCCAUCAUCCUCAUGGCUCUGUUCUGGUGCACAGAGUGCAUGCCUCUGGCUGUGACCGCCCUGCUGCCAGUCGUCCUCUUUCCUAUGAUGGGCAUCAUGACGGCUGGAGAGGUCAGUGUUGAAUACCUGAAAGACUCUAACAUGCUGUUCAUUGGCGGCCUGCUGGUGGCCAUUGCAGUGGAGCAGUCGAACCUCCAUAAGCGCAUCGCCCUGAGAGUUCUGCUGGUGGUUGGCGCUCGUCCGGCCCUGUUGAUGAUGGGCUUCAUGAUCGUCUCGUCCUUCCUCUCCAUGUGGAUCAGCAACACGGCCACCACGGCCAUGAUGCUGCCCAUCGCCGAAGCUAUUCUGCAGCAGCUGAAAGCCAUCGAGAUCCAGGCGGAUGAGCGAGAUUUUCCUGUUGCGGCUGAAGAAAACCAGGGGUUUGAGUUGGAGCCCAGACCCACUAAGCAAGAAAUAAGCAACGACAAACAGCCAGACACCAACACUCAGCAGGAGAACGGAGUGUGUAAAACUGAGGUGAGUCCAGAGUCUGGUCAGGAGACGAGGAAACAAGCGAUGGAGGACAGGUACCUACUCCUGACCAAGGGGAUGAGUCUGAGCGUGUGUUACUCUGCCAGCAUCGGAGGCACGGCCACGCUCACCGGCUCCACCACCAACAUCAUCCUCAAGGGCCAAGUCGACAAGAUGUUUCCUGAAAAUGGUGACGUGAUCAACUUCGCCAGCUGGUUCGCCUUCUCUUUCCCCAACAUGGUCCUCAUGCUUGUGUUUUCCUGGAUCUGGCUUCAGUUCAUGUUCCUGGGCUUCAACCUGAAGCAGUCAUUUGGCUGUGGCAUGAAGAGCGGCAGAGAUCAGGAGGCGCGCGAGGUGAUGAGGGAGGAGUACCUCAAGCUGGGCCGCAUUAGGUUUGCUGAGGUGGCGGUGCUCGUCAUCUUCAUCACGCUGGUGCUCCUGUGGUUCACCAGGGAGCCGGGCUUCAUUGAUGGCUGGGCCACGGUGCUCUUCAACCAGGAGAAGGCGUUUGUGUCGGAUGGAACCAUCGCCAUCUUAAUGUCGAUGCUUUUCUUCGUCAUCCCCUCCCAGCUGCCCAGGUUCGGAGGCUACGGUUACGAUGAAGCAGGUAAGAUGAUUAAUUCCCCCCCCAAUCUGCUGAGCUGGCAGAACGUCCAUGAGCGAAUGCCCUGGAACAUCAUCCUGCUGCUGGGAGGAGGCUUUGCUCUGGCGGCCGGCAGUGAGAGAUCCGGUCUGUCCACGUUGUUGGGAGAAAGCCUGUCCCCUCUGGAGAAGAUUCCCCCCUUCGCCAUCUCCCUGCUGCUCUCCCUGCUGGUGGCCACAUUCACAGAGUGCGCCAGCAACACUGCCACCACCACCCUGUUCCUGCCAAUCCUGGGCUCAAUGGCCGUAGCGAUAAAGUUACACCCGCUGUACGUGAUGCUGCCCUGCACCCUCGCUGCCAAUCUGGCCUUCAUGCUGCCGGUGGCCACACCACCCAAUGCCGUGGCCUUCUCCUUUGGAGGACUCAGAGUCAUCGACAUGGUGAAAGCUGGCUUCAUGCUGAACAUCUUAGGGAUUUUGACCAUAAACCUGGGGAUCAACACCUGGGGAUACGCCAUGUUUGACUUGGGCACCAUCCCCGCUUGGGUCAACGUUACACAGGGCCAACCCUGAGGGACAACGGACACAAUGGAGGACAGGAUCGUUUUUUUAAGUUUCAUGAGGUCUUUCAUAAAAUAUCUAUGAUCAGAUAAGCAACAUAAUGCAAAAAAAUGAAAUUGUAUAUAUUUCUUAAACCAGAUAUUAGUAGUCUAAAGAUCUCAGGAAUACAUUUCCUGAAUUAAAUGGUAAAUGUUUGUUAUUUAUAUGGAGCUUUCCCAGUAUUGAUGACCACUCAAGGCGCUUCAAAGCACAGUUUUAACCAGCCACCCAUCAGGGGGGAAUUUGGGGUUUAUUAUCUUGCCCAAGGACACUCUGGCAUGAAGAAUGAGGGAGACUGAGAUCGAACCGACAACCCUCUGGUUAAUGGACGACCCGCUCUUUCUCCUGAACCAAAGGUGCCCCAGUAAAAUAACCUAAAGUUUGCUCAAAGAAAUGAAAGUUUUCAGGACUUAAUCUUAGGAGCUGUAGCUGAAAGGUUGAUUCUUUUAAAUCAUGGCAAAGAAGAUAAAAGUAAACUUGCUGAAGAAAGUUAAAAGAUGAAAUUUAUAUAUAAAUAUUACCAUUUAGACCCAGCUCCCCUUAUCCGUGGCGUUCUGCUGACACGUCACCCCGACACGUUUCCUUGACACUUUCUCCUCUGACGGGGACGUGAUCUCAUCGACGUGUUCAUCAUUGACAGAUCAUGUGAAGCUGCAGUAAACUGUUUGUGUGACUGGUUGUUUACCAUAGCGUGGCCGUGCUGUGUUCACAGGCAUCACGUCAAUGAGCUAAAACUGAAUUGUAUCAGUUGAUUUAAAUCAAUACU